AUGAUGGUCCCACGGGGGUUGCGCAGGGGUUUCCCCUUAGGGUCGCUAUUAUUUGUAGCCUUUCUUUUCCUCGCCCGCCCGGUGGCAGCAUCAAUUGGCGACCAGCUGCCCGAGUUUAGAGAAUGUGUCGAGAUAUGCAAACACGAAAACUGCGGCCCCGACGCAUCACACCAAACCUCCAUCCCCCUCCACCGACGCCUCCUCCUCUGGACCUGCCCCGCCGAAUGCGACUACACCUGCCAGCAAAUAAUCACCACCACGCGGCAAACCGGCACGACCCCAUCCCUCCCCGUCGUCCAGUUCCACGGCAAGUGGCCGUUCCGCCGCGUGCUGGGCAUGCAGGAGCCGCUGAGCGUGGUGUUCUCGCUGGGCAACCUGGCCGCGCACUACUACGGCCUGCACCGGCAGGUGCUGCCGCGCAUCCCCGCGGUGUACUCGAUGAGGCCGUUUUAUGUGUUCCUGGCGCGGCUGGGCAUGGUGACGUGGUUGUUGAGUGCCGUGUUUCAUACGAGGGAUUUUAGGGUUACCGAGAGGUUGGAUUAUUUUGCCGCGGGGGCGUCGGUGUUGUAUGGUAUGUAUUAUGCGGCGGUGCGGAUUUGGCGGUUGGAUCGUCCGGGCAAUGUGCGCGGGUUGAGGGGGUGGACGGCGCUUUGUGCGGUGCUGUACGCGUGCCAUGUCGCGUAUCUUGGGUUGUGGCGGUGGGAUUACACGUAUAACACGCUGGCGUGUGUGGUGUGUGGGGUGGUGCAGAACUUGUUGUGGAGUUGGUUUAGCUGGAUGAGGUAUCGGCAGACGGGCAAGACGUGGGCGCUGUGGCCGGGGUUGGUGGUGAUGUGGGUGGUGGCGGCGAUGAGCAUGGAGCUGUUUGAUUUCCCGCCGUUGUGGGACAGUGUAGAUGCGCACAGCCUGUGGCAUCUGGGGACGAUCCCGCCAGCGGUGCUGUUUUAUCAUUUCCUUGUGAAGGAUGCCCAGGACGAUCUUGCCCGCAGUGCGCGACUGAAGGCUUAG
This is a messenger RNA of Chaetomium globosum CBS 148.51, 1008 nucleotides long. RefSeq lists its product as uncharacterized. Gene Ontology annotation, biological process: GPI anchor biosynthetic process. Gene Ontology annotation, cellular component: endoplasmic reticulum membrane. Gene Ontology annotation, molecular function: hydrolase activity, acting on ester bonds. The transcript is spliced from 4 exons. NCBI's taxonomy places the organism in Eukaryota, Fungi, Ascomycota, Sordariomycetes, Sordariales, Chaetomiaceae. The coding region runs from base 1 to 1008 and encodes 335 amino acids. The record is from RefSeq and is a predicted model, not a curated record.